AUGUCUUCUUACGACCUCUGUGCUCCCACCCCCUGUGACCCAACUCCGUUGGCCAAUAGCUGCAACGAGCCCUGCGUCAGGCAGUGCCAGGACUCCACGUAUGCCAUCCAGCCUCCUGCCGUGGUGGUGACCCUGCCUGGACCCAUCCUCACCUCCUUCCCCCAGAACACCGCUGUGGGAUCCACCACCUCCGCCGCUGUGGGCAGCACCCUCAGUUCUGAGGGAGUUCCCAUCUCCACCGGCAGCUCCUUGGGAUUGGGGAGCUUUGGUUAUCCAGGCAGUGGCUCCAGCCGGUUCUACCGCCGCUACAACACCUACCGGGGUGGCUUUAAUGAGCCAUGCUAA
Molecule: messenger RNA, 345 nt
Organism: Cuculus canorus (common cuckoo)
Lineage: Eukaryota; Metazoa; Chordata; Aves; Cuculiformes; Cuculidae
Product: feather keratin 4
Exons: 1
Coding region: 1-345 (114 amino acids)
Cellular component (GO): intermediate filament
Molecular function (GO): structural constituent of cytoskeleton
Source: RefSeq, a predicted model, not a curated record